CGGAAAAGUCGUCUAGGCCAGGAGACUAACAACAGCGUGUAAUUCUGCGUCACGCAUCGAUCAGUAACCGCGAAGAGGCGGGGUUAAAUCACUCAAACACAACGUAAAUGUGCGAAGACGUUGAAACUUACGACAAUUUUUAACAGUCCCUCAGAAACGGUUACUGACUGCCAACAUAAGACUCAAUACGUAAUCCAUAAGGAUGGAUUACAAUUCUACCACUGACGGAAAUUAUACACCAGAGGAGGAGAAUUUCUUGCAAAAGAACUGCCGCCCGGACUGGCCGAGGUGGACGUGUACGAUGGCGACUAUUUGUGGACUGAUCAGCACCACUAUUUGGUUCAUCGUUCUUCUGCCUCAGGUUUGGAAGAAUUUUCGGCGCAGAUCGGUUGUGGGAGUGAGUGUAUUGUGGGCCACGGCUAAUUUCACGGCGUCUGUCACCAACAUGUUCUUCGUUCACAUAUACGCCAAGAUGCCCAUCUACAGCCAGGUGAACGCCAUCUACAUGCCAGUUCUCGAGUUCAUCAUGCUGCUACAGUUCUGGAUUUAUGGACUUUUCCCACUCAGGUCGAAGAUUUGGUACACCGUGUUCUGCUGUGCACUGUGGAGUGUCAUUAUCGGCUUACAACUGGGUCUAAGACGUUUUGAGGAAAUGCAAUGGUUGGCUAUCACGCUAUGGUCUGUGGAAACAUUUCCUCAGAUAAUACUUAACAUCAAGCUGAGAUCGACAUCCGGACUGUCCACCAAGUCUAUCGCUAUAGCAAUGCUUGGGAAAACCACAGAUUUCAUAGCAAACAAUGUGCUCCUCUUGCCUCUCCAAUACGUCAUCAUGAUUUAUUUCUCUAGCGGCGUGGCGUACGUCAAUGGUAUCCAGGUAGCAUGGUACUACGACAACAGCAAGAACACAGGCGAAAUACAUAAACAUAAACGUACAACCAACCCGGACGUGGAGGAUAAUCGUAUCUCUGACCCAUUUAUUAAAAACGAACACUGCGACGAAAGUAGUGGCAAAAAUCGUGGUGAAAAUCUUAACGAAAUGUUGGACAAAAAUUUUGAAGAAAAGCGUGACAUAUAUUCUGAUAAAAUUCGUGACGAAAAUCAACCUAGUGUUGAUAACGUCAAAAAGGAAGAAAUGUCUGUCGAAGAUGGAAAGUUUCCAUUUAGUUAUCACAUUUGUAGAUGUAUUCGGUUUCCUAUUAUAAUAGUAAUGAUUCUGAUUUCUGUCGUUUUCGGUGCAGGGCUUAUUUGGAACACGGGAAGUUGGUUUGGCCUGCUUGGGCCUUUUACGAUUAUAUCUGUCCUCAUUGUUAGUCAUGUGUAUUAUAAAACCAAAACGUCCAUGAUGACUAUUCAAACUUUAUGGAUGAGAAUGUCUCACUAAUGGUAAUCAGACCGUGCGAGAUUUAUUUCAUGAUUAUAUCUUAACGGGCGCAGGUCCAGGAUUUUGUAAAGUGUGUCUCAAAAUUCUAAAAGGGGCAAGUUUACGUUUGCCGCAGGGAAAUUAGCUGAGCUUCUAAAGAAGCGAGAUCUGUGGUUAGGCAUUCGGGGACAUGCAUCCCAGAAUAUUUGGAAAUAAACAUUCAGAAAGAAAGAAAUGUUUUAUUUAACGACGCACUCAACACAUUUUAUUUACGGUUAUAUGGCGUCGGACAUAUUAUGGUUAAGGACCACACAUAUAUUGAGAGAGGAAACCCGCUGCCGC
Molecule: messenger RNA, 1702 nt
Organism: Gigantopelta aegis
Lineage: Eukaryota; Metazoa; Mollusca; Gastropoda; Neomphalida; Peltospiridae
Exons: 5
Coding region: 203-1381 (392 amino acids)
Source: RefSeq, a predicted model, not a curated record